CUGUUCAGCUGUGGGCAUUACAAUAAAGAAAUUGAGAGGGGGGGCGAAAAUUAAAAAUAAGAAAAUCAUCAUGGCUACAUCAACGCUGCAGCUAGAAUUUUCACAAGCCAUGGCCGAUUUCAAGAAGAUGUUCCCCGACAUUGAUCGCGAAGUAAUUGAGGCUGUGCUGCGCGCUAAUCUGGGUGCCGUGGAUCAGACCAUCGACCAACUGCUUGCUAUGUCAACUGACAACCAGAACGAAAAACUGCGCAAUGAACUGGAUGCUAAUGUCUCACCACAACAGAGUCUCAUCAAUCUCAGCGAUACGGACAGAGAGCUGAGACGCAAUCAACUCAUCGAUACCACAGAUGGCACCAGCAGUGAACGCACCGAGGGCGCUGCUGCUGCUGCUGCUGCAGCAGCAUCCGCAUUGCUGAGCACUGCGAGCGCUUCGCCCAAUCAUCAUCACAAUACGGGCGCCUCGCCCAAGCAGCGUCCGUUGGGCGCUUCGAAUAAAAUCAACAGCGCUGGAAAUACGCCCACCAAGCGCAGUCAAACCGUUGCAUUGUCCAACAGCAACUCGUCUCGUCGCUGGAAUCCACCAAUAUUGGGUGCACUACCAGCGGGAUUUCUGCGCAUCGCACCCGUUGCCGGGCAACAGGACUUUGAGCUGCCCGACGAGCAGUUCGCUCUGAUGCUGCAGAACGAGGAGUUUAUGAAUCAGUUGCGAUGGAAUCAGGACUUUAUGAACGCUCUGGAAAAGGAGCAGAAUGGCAAGACCAAAGGCGAGGAUGAUGCACCGUUUCAAGAGCGGCUCAAGAAUAUGGGCAAAAUGUCGCGCAAGAAAUUCCUACAAAUGGCGCGCGUUUUCACCUGGCAGCGCAACAAGAAGGUGACCACCGCCAAGCAGAUUGACUCGCUGCCAUUGCGUGAGGAGCCCAGCGACGAUGAGGAUCAUCAUCAUCAUCAUCAGCACCAGCAUCAGCAGCAGCAGCAACAGCAACAACAACAGUCAUCAAAUCAUUCGCAGCAGCAGAGCCAGGUCCAACAACAAUCGCAGCAGCACCAGGGUCAAUUGCAGCUGCGCAAGUAGACGAUUGAUGUGUAGAAACCCAUUGUUUGUUAUCUUAUCCUUAUUCUUAUCUUAUAUUAUAUCUCAUUGGGCCAUAAGCGUACGUCAAGGUCAAGUGUUUACUUCAUGCAUAAGUAAACCCUAGCGCUAGUACUCGUAAUCUUCCCCGUAAUCAUGUAGUAAUCUCAAACCCGAAACUAAACAAAUCUCGCUACAAACGAUGCAUAUUAUAUACUUAUUAUGAUUCCUAGUUUUAAUUGUUUGUCUUAUAACCUAAAGUGCAAUUUUCCCCUACACACAAAAAAAAAACCCAGUGCAAUAUAUAUUUUACAAUUAUCAAAUAUAUUAGAUACUUAUUGUUUAAAUCAUAUAUAAAUUCAUUUUUUUCUUGUUUUCAAUUUUCGUUGUUGCCAAAUUAGCGUUAAUUAAGUUUUAUUGAUAAUUUGUAAAAGACAGCUCCUGUGGCUGUGUCACAAGGACAUCAAGUUGGACUGAUUCUCUAAAUGUGUUAAUUAAAAAUUGAAAGCAUCGCAGAAACUAAAAUGAAUACGUAUUUACAACUAGAGCACUUGCUAAAACUCAAAGCUAGUCAUUACAAAAAAAAAAAAACAACAAAAAAAACAACGCGAUUUAUGUACAGUAAUCAAGCUAAAUACCCACACAACUACUCCCCAUUUCUUCCCCCAACCGGAAUCCCAACCACUCGAAACUUUUUUUUUUAAUCAGCAUUAUACGAACAUAUAAUAAUCGCCUGCGCUUAGUUGGCUUCUACUCUCUCAUACUCCAUAAAAAGAAACGCAGAAAUAUAAAUAAAUGUCCAUAUCGAACUGUUGAUAUUACAGAUACCAUACAUAAUAUGGACAUAUAGCAUCCAUAGUUUUUUGUUGGCUAUGCUAAACAUAUGCAACUAUUUGAUUGUAAUUGUACUUGUAAUUGUAUUAUAAACCAUAUUUGAAAUACUAUUAUAUUCAUAUUCCAAGUAUCAAAUACAGCAAAAUAUUUGAAAAUUCCA
This is a messenger RNA of Drosophila grimshawi, 2063 nucleotides long. RefSeq names its product CUE domain-containing protein 1. The record is from RefSeq and is a predicted model, not a curated record. NCBI's taxonomy places the organism in Eukaryota, Metazoa, Arthropoda, Insecta, Diptera, Drosophilidae. Gene Ontology annotation, molecular function: ubiquitin binding. The transcript has 2 exons. The coding region runs from base 71 to 1072 and encodes 333 amino acids.